AUGGUGUACGUUUUCAUCUGCAAGAACGAGGGCGGCAAGUGGACUGCCAAGGGCCGUGGCGAGACCGCCGCCGACCUCACCGCCGAGGGCGAGGACUUCUUCGCCGUCGAGAAGGCGCUCAAGCAGACCGUUCUCGAGCACGCCAGCUACUCUGGUGCCGUGCAGAUCUCCCACACCAUGGUGACCCCAAAGUCCAGCGUCUUUGUGUGCCAGCUUGGUGGCGCCCCUGUUGGCGGCGCUGCCGUUGCCGGCGCCUCUGGCGAUGCUGGUGCCCCUGCUGCAGAGGAGGCCGCGCCCGAGCCCGAGGAAGAGGAGGAGUCCGACGACGACAUGGAUGGCUUCUCCCUCUUCGACUAA
Molecule: messenger RNA, 357 nt
Organism: Salpingoeca rosetta
Lineage: Eukaryota; Choanoflagellata; Craspedida; Salpingoecidae
Exons: 2
Coding region: 1-357 (118 amino acids)
Cellular component (GO): ribosome
Molecular function (GO): structural constituent of ribosome
Source: RefSeq, a predicted model, not a curated record